CCGCCGCCGCCGCCGGGCCGUGAGUCAGGCCGGGGCCGGGCGGCCUCUCCCCGCCCUCCGCGCCCGGCCAGGCGCCUCCCGGGCAGCGCGGACGGAGCGACAUGGCGCGGAGCCGCCUCGUCCUCCUCAUCUUCCUCCUCUGCAGCUCCGCCGAGGCCGGACCCUCCUUCCUGGUGAUGGUCCCCUGGAACAUCAGGCCCGGAGCAAGCAUGACCAUCGGGGUGGCUCUGCUGCCGGGCAGCCCGCCGCAGGUCACCGUGAGGGGAGAGGUGACCAGAGACAACAAGACCAUCCUGAGCAGGGAAAUGGUCUUUGAGAAAGAUUCCUUUGGGACUCUUGUUCUUCCAGUACUGCCUUUGAACAGUGCUUCUGGUAAUUAUGAAUUACUGGUGGAAGGCCAUGCUGACGGCCAGCGCAUCUUCUCGAACCGUACCAGCUUGAUAUACACGGCAAAGAGUAUCUCUGUAUUCAUCCAGACUGACAAAUCUACAUAUAAACCAGGACAGGAUGUGAUGUUUCGGAUUGUCACAGUCUAUCCUGAUCUCAAACCGUACAAAGCAUCUCUCAAUAUAUAUAUCCGAGACCCUCGGAAGAAGUUGAUUCAGCAGUGGUUGCUAGAGGAGGGUGAUUUGGGUGUAGUUUCCAAAAAAUUUCAGUUAUCGACGAACCCUCCACUAGGAGACUGGUCCAUAGAUGUGGAAGUGAAUGGUCAAGUUCAUUAUCAGAAAUUUAAAGUGAUGGAAUAUGUUUUACCAAAGUUUGAUGUUAUGAUAACAAUACCAUUAUACUACUCUUUGAGAGAGGAAGAUGUAAGUGGUGUUGUCACUGCAAAGUAUACAUAUGGAAAGCCAGUGAAGGGAACUGUAACAGUGACCUGCCUGCCUGUCUCUUACUGGAAAAACAAGAGGAACAUAACUAAAACAUUGGAGAUAAAUGGGUCUGUGAAUGUUACUUGUAACAAACUUUUAUUGAAAGACUUGAAUGAUGAUCAGUCGUGGCACCGUGGUGAUGACGAUUACACAGAACCAAUAGAAAUUAUCGCUGUGGUCACUGAGACACUCACAGGAAUCUCCCAAAAUUCAAGUACCGUCAUAUUUCCAAAACAAAGUGACUAUUUUAUUGAAUUCGUGGACUAUUCUAGAGUUAUUAAACCUUCUCUGAAUUUCAUCGCUACUCUAAAGGUGACACGUUCUGAUAGCAACCAGCUGACAAGUGAAGAGAGACAAAACCUUGUCACAAUCACUGCACAACAGUCAGACUCAUUUUCUCACCAUUCUUCACUUUCUCACCUUGAGAACGAGGCAACAGAGGAGAGAAAUAAGACAGUCCAUGUCCUGAACUACACAGUCCCAGAAAAUGGAAUUGUUGAUAUUGAGUUUCCAAUCUUAUCUAAUACAAAAACUCUGAGAGUUCAGGCAGAGUUCCUCAACAGUAGAACUGACAUAGGAGUUUAUGAUGUUUUCAGCUCCCCCACAGAAACAUAUCUCCAGGUUAAAACAAAGAGCCAGGAUAUAAAGGCUGGGAGACCUUUUGAGCUGAAUAUUGCAAGCAACAAACCAGUAAGAGAAUUCCAUUAUCUGGUGUUAUCUAAGGAACAAAUUAUGGCUUCUGGCACAAUGGCUGCAAAAACAUUCCGUUUAACAGCAGAAAAUUCCUGGGCUCCUUUGGCAUGCAUACUUGUAUUCUAUGUUGAUGAACUUGGAGCAGUUGUGAAUGAUGCUCUUACUAUCCCUGUUCAGCCUGUUUUGGACGACAAGAUUAAAAUUUCAUGGAGCAAAGAUAAGGUCAAGCCAUCUGACAAAGUCUCUCUCAAAAUCAGUACAACAGACCCAGGAUCAGUAAUUGGGCUUGCAGUUGUUGAUAAAAGUACAAAGCUCCUAGGAGAAAGUAGUGACAUAACAGAAGAUUCUGUAUUUCAUGAACUCAAUUUAUACAACACCGCACAGUAUUUCCCCCUGAUCAGAGGUUCUUUUGGUGUCUUUCAGAAAUGCAGCCUUUGGGUAUCAACUGAUGCAAUUCUUGAGGAGGAUAAAGACCAUUUUUUUUAUGAUGGAAUGAUACCCAUAGAGGAUGGUUUUGGUGAUGAUAUGCCAGUAGCUAGAGAUGGACCUCUUGAUUUCAGCACUCCCUAUGUGAGGACACAUUUUCCGGAGACUUGGCUUUGGAUCGAUACCAAAACUAGAUCUGACACAGAUACCACAAUGGAAGUCACUGUACCUGAUACCAUCACAUCCUGGGUAGCCAGUGCUUUUGUGCUUUCUGAAAACAGUGGGCUUGGAGUGACAACUGCUCCAGUAGAGCUAGAAGCUUUUCAACCUUUCUUCAUUUUCCUAAACCUUCCAUACUCUGUCAUCAGAGGAGAGCAGUUCAUUUUGGAAGUGAAUAUCUUUAAUUAUUUGAACGAAGAAGCUGAGGUUAAUGUGAUCCUGGAUGUGAGUGAUGCUUUUGAUAUUAUUUUAACAUCCAAUGAAGUAAAUGCUACAGGAAAUCAACAGUCUAUAUUUGUACCAAGUGAAGAUGGGAAAACUGUUCAAUUCCCAAUCAAGCCGAAACAGCUGGGAGAGAUUCCCAUCAAAGUUACAGCCAUAUCGUCUGCUGCUUCUGAUGCUAUCAUCCAGAAAGUUUUAGUAAAGGCUGAAGGAUUGGAACAGACAUAUUCUCAGACACUCCUUUUGGAUUUAACUGGGAGUAAACCACGAGCAGUGUCAAAUACUUUGGAUUUCACUUUUCCUUCUGAUGUUGUAAGUGGCAGUGAGAGAGUGCAGGUCACUGCUGUUGGUGAUUUACUGGGACCUUCUAUUAAUGGUUUGUCAUCAUUGAUUAAGAUGCCUUAUGGCUGUGGUGAACAGAAUAUGAUAAAUUUUGCUCCAAAUGUAUAUAUUUUGCAAUACCUCACUAAAACCGGGCAGCUGACAGAAGAUAUUAAAUCAAAAGCUGUAUCAUUUAUGAGAAAAGGUUACCAAAGAGAGCUGCUUUUCCAGAGGGAAGAUGGCUCUUUUAGUGCCUUUGGAAAUGAAGAUUCCUCUGGGAGCACAUGGUUAUCAGCUUUUGUAUUAAGAUGUUUCCUACAAGCUCGUCCAUUCAUAGAUAUUGACCAAGAUGUACUCGUGGAUACAGCUAAAUGGAUUGUCCGGCAUCAGAAAUUAAAUGGAGAAUUUCAGGAACCUGGCAAAGUGUUACACAGUGACCUCCAAGGAGGCACCAAUAAUCCAGUCACUCUCACAGCAUACAUCAUGUCAUCCCUCCUAGGGUUCCCAGAUAAACAGCAUGCUUAUGUUAUCAAGAGUGCUGCAAACUAUCUAGAAGAUAAAUUACAGGAAGGCAUUCCGGAUAAUUACACUUUGGCACUUGUGACAUAUGCAUUGUCAUGGGCCAAAAGUACAAAAGCCAAGGAAGCCCUGAGUAUACUGAAUGAGAGAGCAGAACACCAAGGUGAAUUUCGUUUUUGGAUAACACCUGCUUCUGAAAUGUCUGAUUCAUGGCAGCCACGGUCCAUUGAUAUUGAACUUGCAGCAUAUGCUCUGCUGUCACACUUUCAUCAAGACAGGUUAGAAGAGGGAAUCCCUGUUAUGAAGUGGUUAAGUCAGCAAAGAAAUCAUCUGGGAGGAUUUUCAUCUACUCAGGACACUGUAGUGGCUCUGCAAGCCCUGAGUCUAUUUGCAGCUCUCACCACUGCACACAAAACAGAAAUGGAUGUAACAGUGACAGCGCCUUCUUUGAAAAUUCCAGAAAUAUUUUCAAUUGGUACUCAAAACCGCUUUCUUCUUCAGACUAAGGAGAUUCCCCCUGUGCAACCAAUGACAGUUACAGUUUCAGCGGAGGGAAGCGGGUUUGCUGUCUUUCAGCUCAAUGUUAUUUACAACACAAAAUACGCUGAUCAGAAGCUCAGAUCUGUGCGAAAACAAGAAGCUUUUGACUUGAAUGUUGGUGUAAAGGAUGACAAAGAUGAUAUGAACCAUUUGACCCUGAAUGUGUGCACAAGGUACUUGGGUUCUGGUGCAGCUCCCAGUAGCGGUAUGGUCCUCAUGGAAGUUGGCUUACUCAGUGGUUUCUCUGUGUCACCGGAUUUCAUUCCAUUAGACAAUACAAUUAAGAAGAUGGAAGAGGAAAAUGGAAAAGUAAACCUAUACUUGGACACUCUAAAUGAAACACAGGUUUGUGUGGAUAUUCCGGCUGUGAGAGACUUCAAAGUGGCAAAUAUCCAAGAUGCUUCAGUGACUGUAAUGGAUUACUAUGAACCCAGGAGAAGAGCAGUGAGAAGCUACAAUUCAGAAGUAAUGCAACGUAUAACCCCUUGUGACUUGUGUGAAAGUGACUGCAGCCUUUGCCACCAAUCUGGUUCUCCAGCCUUGCUUCAGCACUCUUCCUUGGCUUCCUUGUUCUGUGUGCUGUUUGUCCUUCAUGUAAACUUGCUGUGCAGUUGGGUGCUCUAAGAAGAAACAGAUUGUUUCACAUCUAACAUUUCCAUAAAUUAGCCAAAGAAAAUUUUAUGUCCAGAUACCAGCCCAUCUUCAGUGAUUAGUGACCUAACUCCUGCUGUGUUCAGGGAGAGCAGGGCUGGCCCAUAUGGUAAAUUUCUGGCUGUGCCAGAAAAUUUCUUUAAGCGUCUGCUGGAAAAACUUUCCAAGUGUUAGUUUCAUACUGAAGUUAUUUUCUGAAGAAGCACAGAGUUACUAAGAAAGCAGUUUGAGAAAAUGCAAACCUUGCUCCAUGUUCCUGCUCCCUUUCACCUUAGCUUUCAUUUUUGCAUAUUUUUUAGGGAUGUAUGUUAGUUUACAGUGCUUUUCUGAAAAACUGUCUCCUCUUCCUUUAUGAUGUUGGUAAGUAGAGUGCUGGGAGCUUGCAUUGUUCUGUUCUGCAGACAUGACACUUAACACUAAUACUGAGUUUCUCAUGGGGAAUAAUACGAAAAAUAAAAGCAGUUUGCUUCAGAGCGGAUUCAAGAGCCAAAAAUGCCGCAUUUACAAACUGCUGAACACUCCAGAAAAUUGUCAGUCUUUUUUUAAUCAUUGCAAAGAAGCCAGGUGGAUUUUUUGCCAAUUCAUAAGUUAAUCAUGUUUGAAAAUAAUGCCUCCGGAUGUUUUCAUGGAUUUUACUCUGAACGUUUUUUAUUGUAAAUGCAUCAAAGAUGGAACAUAAGUUUGAGACAUUUUUUUUUUUUUUUUUUUUUUCUUUCCCAGGGUUAUUUAGAAACAAACCUAAUUCUCUUUCCAUGUGAGAAUACAGAUGUCCCCUGGUAUAUUUAUGGCCAGUGGGAUGACAGUUGCCUUGAUCCUUGUCUGGUUUUAAGAUUUUUUCUAGAGAUGUCAGUCUGGGAGAUCAUUUAGGUCUUGCAUUUUGCCUUGUCAUCUUGUUAACAGCUUAAGUGCCAUAACUCUUCAAGAGCUGUUCAGUGUUCUUUGUGCCAUAUCAACUCAGUGCCAUCUGUAGGUGUAAGUCCUGGUUUUGUUGGCAGGGAGGCUUCUAGUAGCCGUGGGCUCCACACACAUUCUGUGUUCAGCAAAACACAUAAUUUACUCUUUUAAGCAUAUCCUCGUAAGUUUAAGUGCCUUGCUAGAGUGGGAGGGAGGAAGAGGGAUGAUGAGGCCUUCUUGGAGCAGCAGGCAUUUGCACCCCAACUAGCUGUUUGCAUGUGGGGAAAAUUAAAUGUCUCUAUGAAUGUGGAAAUAUGUAAGUUUGGGAGCUCUUUCUCCUGCACCAGCAUCUUCCUGAGUGAACCUCUUCACUGUUGAGCAGCCCGUAUAUCCCUUCUUGAACCCUUCUUGAACACUGCUUGUGAUACUUAAUGCUUACUUCUUUUUGAUAAGGAAGCUGAUAACAUUCUGACUUAUUAAAAUGAAAUUAAUUGUUGUUAUGCUGACUAACAUAAAUUUUAAGGCUAUUGAUUCCCUUCCUUUCGUACCUUUUUGAGACGGAGUGUGUACACGUACACAUUGAAUUACAAGUCAGUCACUUUCCUUGAGCAAUUUCUAAUUUUUAUUCAUUUUUUUGCUACUGCUUAAAAUGUAUAUUUUUGUAUUUUAUGCUUAUGUGUCUUUUUGUUCAGAAAAGGAAAUUAGUUCACGGUAGCAUGGAAAGAGGGCAGAAUUUCUUGAACUGGGUGCUUUUUAAUAUGAGAUAUUGGUUUUUAACUACAAAACUAGUUUAGGUGGAAGUAUUUGUUUUACUUUACCUGUAUUUAGAAUUUACAAUAUUUUUCAGAAACUUGGGAUUCUGCUCAGUCUCUCUGGCAGAGCUGACGCCUGAUUCUUUGUAGCCAAUUUGUGCUUUUCACUUGUCUUCGGUGCACAUUGGGUCUAGCCCUUUGAGUGGUCGUUUAGUGCCUUAACAUGAGUUCCCAUGCUGCUGUGACCCACGCGAAGUGAUAUUGUACGUAUUGAAAUCCAAAGCACUACUUAGUCAGUAGGCUGCAGAAUGUGACCCUCUCUAAGUCAUGCCCUUGGUUAUAGAGGUCCAAAGCUUCUAGAAACCAAGAUGCAAAAAUGAAAUAUAUCCUUGUGUCUCAAAUCCUUUACUCAUAGAUGGGAGCACAGAUGGAAUAGUGUGAAGUGUAAUUUAUCGAAAAACAUUCACACACCAAACUAGGAUUGUUUUGCCGUGGGCUUUAUUUCUUGAUGAACUAUAAAACCAGAUCUUUUGCCUUUGGGGACAGCAGCCUUGACAAGUCAUUUGCCUCCAUUUGGUAUCAUUUAAAGAACAUGAAGCUCGUAUACUUGCAGCUCUACUAUAUGUAGAGUUUCAAAGAGGGACAUUCAUGUCUGAUUAAUGUUAUGAUAGAGGUUUAUUUCUACUGGAGAUGUACUAGAGAUAACCCACUCAUUUGCAGUAGAUUGUAGGAAUAAAUUCAUAGUUUUAUUUUGCAGGCGGUCUCAGUUUCCCAAAUACCCUGUGGAGAAAUGGAGUCAAACUGCUCAGCCUAAUUUCAGACAGAGCAGCUUUUAUUAGUAUUCCCUUACAUUUGUUUUUGAGACAAACAACACAUGUUUUUAAAUGGCUCUUGGCUGCCUUGCAUACCCUACUAAGAAGCAUCAGUCAUAACGCACCAUGUCACGGAAAUUGUCAGUCAGUGAACAAACAUCCUUUUUUAUUUUGUUUUCUCUACUGUAGUACAUCACUACAGACAUCCCUGUUCUUAAGUUAUUUUAAAGGUACCAUGUACAGCAUAUGACUUUAAACAAAUGUUUACGUCAGGUGGCCUUAACUUCCCAACAUUGCUGCUUUGAAAGAUGCCUUCAAUCACUUUGUAGCAAUGACUGUUGCCUUGAAUGAGUUGCCCCGGAUUUUGUAUUUUGUAUUGUGUAUUGGCAGUGAAUGGAACAGAGUAAAAGUAAUCCUGUGUUGCACAGUGACUCUUUUGUUUUCCUCAUUGUUGUGUAGGAACCUGCUCACAAAUGUUCAGCAUAUGUAUUUAUUCCAUUAAUCUGUAAAGUGAGUUCUUGAUGUUAGAGGGACCAAGCUCCCACUGAAGUUACUGGGAAAUCUUUUAGCAAAAAAUCUUUAGGAAAUCUUUGAACAAGUUCUUUAAGAAGCUUUAUAGUGGUGCUAAAAGCAGUCAGGAAAUGGUAUUUUGUGCUGGAGUCUUCCUGUUGCACUGCAUGAACAUGCUUGUGUGGUUGCUCUUUGAAGUCCGAGUAUUCUCUGGUACCUCCAGUGUCCUUUUCAGCUCCGUGCUAUCAACAGAUAGUCUGUGCAGGUCCAUUAACAUCUUAUUAAAUCACCGAGAAAUAAUCAUUUAUUUAGGGCUGGCUUUAAAACAAAACCUUAAUGCAUUUUAAAGGUUUUUAAAGAUUUUUUUUAAUCUUCCCACUCCACGUACUACCUUCACUGUCAUCCAUGAUCUCAGCUGAGUUUUCUCUACAGAUUUCUUUAUGCGUGUCAUCUAGAAACCUGUGCUGAAUGCUGCUGUAUGUAACAGGAAGCGCUCAUGCUGUGAUGAGUGCUGCCUAAAAUGGGUUUACAGCACCUUAGUUUGCAGUUUGCAUGCUGGGCCAGCUCGACGUCUGUUUUGGUUCCUGGCGUGGCACCUUCAUACCCCCAUUUACUUAAAAAGCAAGAGCUUGCUGGCUUGUGCACAUCAGUGGCAUAUGAUAACACAGAAAAUUGGCCAGACUGGUGCAGAAAAAAAUGAAGAGCUAAAGUCCAACAUUACUUGCCUCUCUUUUGGCUUGAAAGUCACUUUCGAAAAUCAGACCUGGGAUUCUAAAGUUGUUUUUAGUAAGUUUUCAGAAUAAUAUCCUAGCAAUAUUUCUCCAAUUGUGUUCAAGUUGGUGUGAAUCUUGACAGUACUUGGUUCAAGUAGAUUUGUGUAGAAAGCAUAUGUAUAUGCAUGUCCAUUAUAUCAGCUCCAAUGUACUACAGUGUGCAAUGUAUGUGCAGUUAAAAGCAUACAGGAUUUUCAAGAAGUGCCCAAUAAUGUUGUAUGAUGUUCUGUUUUUUAGGGAAAUACUAUAUUUGGAAAGCAACUGGUGCCUAAUGGAAUCAUUUUGAUAUCUCAAACACUAACCAAAGAGAACAAAUUCACCCACUUUAUUCAAUUUUAUUUGUAAUGGUCAAUAUUUUUCUGUUUUUCUGUUACAGCCUUUCUCCUUCUCCCGUAAAUUUUUAUGCAGUGAACCAUCUUUAUCUGUCUAGUACUCUAAAUACCUAGAAACUUUAAAUUUUAUCACGAGUAAUUUAUAGAUAAAACUGUAACAGCAAUUUUGUGAUCAGGCCUUUUGAGUUUUUAUUAGAUUCCCUUUUCCUCAUGUCAAAAUAAAUUUGACUUCACUAUCGUUUCUUAUUUGAUUUAUUAUAUCUUCGUGUGCCACUUGAAAAUAUUGCACUAAUGCUAUUUUAUGCAAUAAAGUGUGACAUUGUGCUGUA
Molecule: messenger RNA, 8862 nt
Organism: Oxyura jamaicensis (ruddy duck)
Lineage: Eukaryota; Metazoa; Chordata; Aves; Anseriformes; Anatidae
Gene: CD109
Product: CD109 molecule
Exons: 33
Coding region: 102-4433 (1443 amino acids)
Cellular component (GO): extracellular region
Molecular function (GO): endopeptidase inhibitor activity
Source: RefSeq, a predicted model, not a curated record